This is a messenger RNA of Prunus avium (sweet cherry), 1246 nucleotides long. The record is from RefSeq and is a predicted model, not a curated record. NCBI's taxonomy places the organism in Eukaryota, Viridiplantae, Streptophyta, Magnoliopsida, Rosales, Rosaceae.
AUGGAGAACAAAAAGUUUUUAGCUUUCCAGAUAAUAUAUCUUCUUGGCUUAAGUUUUGUGUUGUAUUUAUCAGUAGCAGUUGCUAAUGAAAAGGCAGUGCUGGAACCGCUAGCUGAGACAGAUGAGGAGCGGAAUACCAUGCAAACUUAUAUUGUUUGGGUGAAGAAGCCAGUCCAGAAAUACUUUUUCUCAAAAUCUCAUGAAGAUUUAGAGAGUUGGUAUCACACAUUUUUGCCCACAACUAUAGCAAGCUCAAACCAGUUGAAGAAGCCACAAAUGGUUCACGCAUACCGCAAUGUGGCCACUGGGUUUGCAGCAAAAUUGACGCCGGAGGAAGUAAAGGCAAUGGAAAAGAAAGAAGGGUUUUUGUCUGCUCAUCCAGAGCAAAUUCUGCCUUUGCAUACUACUCAUAGUCCUAACUUCUUGGGGCUGCACCAAGGAUUGGGAGUUUGGAAGGGAUCAAACUAUGGUGAAGGUGUGAUCAUUGGAGUUCUGGAUACUGGGAUAUCACCUGAUCAUCCUUCAUUUAGUGAUGAAGGAGUAGCCCCUCCUCCAGCUAAAUGGAAAGGCAAGUGCGACUUCAAUGGAACAGUUUGCAAUAAUAAGCUUAUUGGUGCAAGAAAUUUCCAAGGUGGGCAAACUACGGGAGGCCCUCCAGUUGACAAUGAAGGUCAUGGCACCCACACAUCCAGCACAGCUGCAGGAAAUUUUGUGAAAGGUGCCAAUGUGUUUGGAAUGGCCAAUGGCACAGCGUCUGGCAUGGCACCUUAUGCUCACCUGGCAAUUUACAAGGUCUGUUCUGAGGAGGGUUGUGCUGAAGGUGACAUCUUAGCCGCUCUUGAUACUGCUGUGGAAGAUGGUGUGGACGUGCUCUCCCUCUCGCUCGGAGGUGCCUCAGUUCCUUUUUAUGCUGAUGGGAUUGCAAUUGGUGCAUUUGGAGCAAUACAAAAGGGAAUUUUUGUCAGUUGUUCAGCUGGAAAUUCGGGUCCUUUCUAUGCUUCUUUAGCAAAUGAGGCACCCUGGAUUCUCACAGUUGGAGCAAGCACCAUUGACAGAAGCAUAAAAGCGACAGCAUUGCUUGGAAAUGGAGCAGAAUAUGACGGUGAAUCAUUAUUCCAGCCAAAAGAUUUUAGUUCAAAAUUAUUACCUCUUGUUUAUGCAGGCGCAAAUGGAAAACAAUCAUCAGCAUUCUGUGAUGCUGGAUCACUUGGAAACGUUGAAGGGGCAAUAGUGUUGUGUGAGAGAG